Messenger RNA from Striga hermonthica, 188 nucleotides. Lineage: Eukaryota; Viridiplantae; Streptophyta; Magnoliopsida; Lamiales; Orobanchaceae. The record is from the annotation of a GenBank genome assembly.
AUGAAGAUGAUGACGCUUUUGUGUCCUAGUCUUUCCCCCAAUGUUACGAUCAGCCGCGAGCCGAGCCCAACGAUUACCGCGCGCACAACACAGGACCUUCCGCCGCCAGUGUCGUCCGUCAUCGCUGAUACGAAGCUCGCCGUCAACCGCUCUCCUCUAAAGAUUACUGACGAUUACCCUUGCCUUUA